GACCCAGCUGUCGAAGACCUCUAUCUGGGCUCCUGGCCACAGUUUCCUGGUGGAGUGGGCCGUACUACGGUAGUAAUUAGGCAUCGGGGGCUCAGCUGGCUCUCUGCCCUUCCCUUGGCUGCCACAUGUGCCUUGCCAGCCCCGCUCGGCAGCACACAGGGCAGCGAAGCUGUGAGAGUUGCCCGGUUUGAGCAGUGCAGUAGUGGGCUUUCCCCCCUUCAUGCAUAGGCUGAGUGUGUUUGUAUGUGCACACGUGCCAAGUGCUCCCCUCGUCUUGCCUCUGCUCUGGGGUAAGUUUUCGCCUGCUUUCCUGAGAACCAGUGAUAACCGUAGCUCUGCUGGAAAGGGCUGUGCUGGCAGUUCCCAGAUGGAUUGAAGUCUCUCUGCAGCAGGUGGUUUAUAAAAGGCAGCAUAUAAAACUCCCACUCUCCUCUCCACCUCCCACAGCUCCCAGCUCCCCAAACAGCAAAAGAGACUUGGAGAGGAAAGAGCUGCUCUUCUGUCUUUUCCCUGUCUUCAGAGACCACAGUACUCCUGGUACCUUUUUGGCACUUGUGGAAAAAAUAGCCUGUGACCUGCCCCAGUCUGUCUCUGGACCAUGACAUAGCUGCUCUUGGUUUACAUAUUGGUUUCCACGAGGGAGUGUUUUCCCCAGAAGAGAUGGCCCUUUUGUUCACACAGUCCUUAAAAUCUUCAUCUGUUUGAGCACGUUUACCUCACCAGAGGAAGAAGCAAUCUGCCUCUAAAUGGCUGAUGUCCUACCACCCACCCAGCCUUGCUGAGAGAGGCCUUCCUUGGCCUUUGAUGCCAAACCAAAGCUGCUCUUGCCGGUUUGGGUCUGUUUGAACAUAAUGUGCUAUGAUGAUGGAGUUAGUAGAUGAUGAGUAACUGAGAAACUGGAAACCCCUUUGAGUGAGAAAUCGGAGACUUCACUCAGUCCCUCUUCCCUCACUGUUACCCUGACCCCGUGAGGUCCCUGAGCUAUUCUCUGCAACCUCAGUGACCUGGGAUAACUCCCUGCCCCUUUGCCAUAUGUGAGCCACCCAGGCCCUCCGUCCCCCACAGGCAGCCCUAGCUUUUGUCCUGGCUGUCUGUGCUCCCGGCCCUGACCCAAGGGCACCCCCAUGGCUCUGCAGCCUGCGUUUCCCUGCCCUGCAGGACUGAGCUGUGCCUGACCCUGGUAAUCCUUUGCGAUGAACAGCAUUGAUUUAAGCAUUAUCAAAGUACAAGGGUGAACAAUGCAGAAUGAGUGACAGGGCCCUGCCGUAGGGAGCUUACAGCCUAAUUAGCUAAUGUUUGCUCAGUGCUUUGCACAUGAGAAGUGCAGUGUAAGGGGCUAAGCGUUAUUAUUGUGAAAGCACAAUGUGUGCACAGCAGGAUAUUGAAAUAUAAAACAAACACAGGUUAGAGCUAAACUGCAGUGGCAGCUUAGUCAAACAUGGGGGAAAAGGGCUAGCGUGGAAAUGGAAAAGCUCAGCUAUGGUUGUUCCUUCCCAGCUGCUGGGUGCUCACACCAGCAUCUGCUUGCUCAUGUAUGCAUGGAGGAGGAGCUAGAUAAGAGCUGCUCUGUGUACGGCAUUUUCCCUGUGCUGGCCCAAACAGACCUCUCUGCUGGUAGAUCUCAUCAUAAAUACUGUUUGUUCUCGGUUGUCUGUGGUCUUCUGCAGCUCUCUAGGAUUUGGCCCUAUUCUCACGCUGAGAAGUGCUGCAAAGAGUGAAUGCUGACCUGCCCGGUCCACACCUUCCCUCCAGGAGACAUAGGUUUGUGCAAGUGGCUGCCAGGUUGCAGAGGAAGUCCACAAAUGUAGUCAUGCAAAGGCUCCUGCCAGAAGGCUAGGUGGUGGGAACGGCUCUCAGAUCUUGCCCUCCGAAUAUGUCAUAUGCAGAGCUUAGUCUGUCCUAGUGUCAAAACCCAGCCAUACCUGGAUCCUGGUGGUGCUGGAAGAGGAGGGAAGGGCAGGGAGCUGGGAGCUGUUCAGCAACAGCUUCCAGGGGACGUGACAAGGGAGGAUUUUGCCCCAAAGUGCUGUGUUGGCUUAAGGUGAGUCUCGGGCCUCUUCUCUCGGGGCAGAGUGACCCUGCACAGAUUUUCUUAAAUGUGAUGGCAACCUGCCACUCCUCAGAGCAGAAAAAACAUGUUUGACUCCCCUGAAAUGAGGACGUGAUCUCUCUCUCCUGAUGGGUCAAGUAGUUUAGAUGGUUUGUGUUGGCAGAGCUCAUUGGGAGCAGGGAGUGAGGAGACGAGGGCAGGGAGGAAACGCAGUUUCUGUCCCAGGAACGUGCUCCUCCUGGGACUCUCGCCAGCUACGCUUUACCCCUUUUUAGCAGGAAGCCCCCAGAGAGCUGGUGGAGGGGACUUAGCAGCCGGGGAUGUGGAGCGGUGGUGCUGGAGGAGGGAUCGCUGCCAAGGGGAGGGAGCUCACAUGCAGUAUUCCCGUCUGCAGGGCCUGUGCAGGCUCACGGGGCCAACAGCUCCCACGCCUGUGAUUGCGGCCGUUGCCUGCAGUGAGCCUGGCAGACGUCUGUGCCCCUUGUAGGAAAAUCAGUGUAGGAAAACUCAGUGUGAAAUCUUAUGGAAGGGGAAGGUGAUGUUAUAUUUACAAAAUCUUUAAGCAGAUUGAUUUUCCAUGCAUGCUCUGACCCUUGUUCUUUCAGAGAUGUCAUUGGCUCCCACACUUGCAAGCCCACCCUCACAUGCACCCCAACGUGUGUGCCUGGGCAGUCUGGCCAGGAUCCCUUGUGGGAGAUAUAGGGGACAAAGGGCACCAACUAUUGAAUCCUUGUCACCUCUCUGAGGUUUGCCCCUUCAUUGGCGAUACUGAACUCAUCUUUGAACAGGUCUUUGGAGCCCUUUAGGAGUCAUCAGCUGCUACGGGGCGUCCCUUGCCUCUAAAUCUUGUUGACUCCAGCCACCAUAAACCUUAGGCCAGGUUGCUGCUCUUUUUUUUGGGUUUUUUUUUUUUGUUUUUGUUUUUCGGCUAUAUCUGUUUUCAAGGUGGGCUAAGAGGGACAGGAUUGGUAUAUGUGCUAUUUGAAUCUGGUUGCUGUCCUGCUGGUGGUAGGAUGCAGGGUCUUCUGCUGACGAGUUGUCUCUGCCAUGGGCUUAGCAGAGUAUGGUGUUUUGGGUCUUGGCAUAAAUAACACAUUCCUCAAUUUUAUUGCUGGGGAUAGUGUCCCGAGAAUGGUGUCCUUAACAUAGGCCACGCUUUUAACCCUUUGUUGUACUUUCCUUCUGGUGCUUCCCCUCACAUUUCCGUUCAUGCAUACCAUAUUCACAACAGUGUUAAUAUUUCUGUUACAGAUCUCUGCACAGUGUGUCAGCUCCCCUUUGGAGUCUGGCUCAGCUCUCAGUGGGUCUGUGGGGUCACGGCCACCACAGACCUGGGAGCUGUUGCUCUGGGCUGAGCUGCCUUUCCCAAGUGGUUUGUACAACGGUGCCAGUCUCUUAUGCACACUCAUUCCCUGAAGAUGCUAAAGCUGGCAGAAAGAGUCCUGGCCCAGGUAAUAAUGCUGCCCAGUCCUUGCGGGCUCCCAGCCUGGCCACUUGCUCCUAGUGUCCCCUGAGGGAGCAGGGCCAGGCAGGGCUCCCUAUCCUCCCCGCUCGCAAGCUGUUCCUUGGCAGCCGUUCCUGCAGCCGGAGCGACUAAGCAGCGAUCUCUGAACCACAGGCAUUUGAUGAACGACUGCAGCGAUGACGGGGUGUAGAGGAAGCGGAGGGUGGCUUCUCUCUCGCACAGUCCGACCCUGGCUGCGGAAAGCCAUGUCCGUGCAUAGCAUGGUGCUGUGACAUGGGCAAGUGGUCAGCAUUUGCUGGGAGGGGAGGCUGAGCGGGGCGGAGGGGUGCUCCUUCCACCUCAUGCCAGGCUCUGCACACCGGAGCCUGGGCCCCUCACAUGGCCCGUCUGUCCCAGGCCGCCUCUCCAUCAGCUCAGGGCUCACCACUUACCGCAGCCAAAGCAGGUGCGGGAGGCAGGGGAGAAGUGAAGUGGAGGAAGGAUGCCAGCUCUUCCUGCAUCGCAACGCACGAGUGCCGCCAUGGCGCUCAUGUACUGAGAGCCUCUUUCCUCUCGUCUCUAGAGACUGCCUGUCACAGCCGCUGUACUGGGAAGAGUUUGUCCAGCUCUGAGCCUGCUCCUGGGAAGUUUAUUGGCACGUGCCAGGGAACCUGGGGAGCCUUUGAGACCCUUUGCUCUCCAGGCCCACACCUUCGCCCAACCAAGCAGCAGCAGCCAGCAAGCCUUGGGAGCUCCUUCAACAGACCGGUGUCUCAGCUGCCCGAUCUGCAAACAGAAGUGAGCAAUCCUCGUUCUGCCGGGGAGGGAUGGCCAAGGCUGAGGCAGCAUCUGGCACAAAGGGACUCCUACCUUUGAUUGGCAUAUGGUGGUACUGUCCUGUAUAUGACUAACAGGAAGUGCUUGCAGAAUCUUCUAGGACUUGCCUUGCUGAAGUUCCCUUUUCAGAGGCUGUUAUCUCAUCCGGGCCACACUGGGCCUCGAAGCUUGGGAUUUCCCUACCCUGGUUGGGAUACAAACUGACCAGGUAUCAGCCCAUCCCAGAGUGUGACGUGGCAGUUCUCCUUUUGGGAUCCACCCUGUCAGCCCUCCCAGCUUGGGCUAGGAUGUCUCCAGACCCCAUAGACUGGUCAGAUCAGGACAUACAUGGCUGGGUGACGUCCAAGGAGAAGAUGUUGCAGUGAGCAGCAUGGGCAGAUCUGUAGCAGAGGCUGAAUGCAGUGCCCCAGAAGUUCAAGCAAAGGUUCCUUGCUGCUGUCUGCUGACUGCACCAGGGUGGCCAUGAUUCAACCCACCUUCUAGGAAUGAGAGGGAGAGGUGGUGAGGGACCUAUCUCAGCGUGAGGCCCUGUUGCAGCACCAAUGGACAGUGCGUACUCGGUGGAGCCAGCACCGGAUGGUGCUGGCUCCUUCUCUCUGGAUGUGCUCAGCUUCCUGGACACCCUGGCGAACAGCACGGAGGAGCAAUGCUUCAGCGCCCAUUCCCGCAGCACUGUCCUGCAAGGCCUGCCAUUCGGCGGUGUGCCCACUGUGCUCGCCAUCAACUUCAUCCUCUGGCUGCUUCUCCUUCUGGUCUUCUCCUGCCUUCGGAAAGCAGCUUGGGACUAUGGGCGCCUGGCACUGCUAAUGGACAAUGAUAGUUUGACGUCACUUUUCUAUGGCGAGCAGAGUGAGAAAGAGAAGUCCCCGUCUGAGACCAGUCCCCUCGACACGGACAACAAAGACGUGGGAUUCUGCUCCUGGCUCAUUUCUAUCUACCAGAUGAAAGAUGAGGAGAUUCAGAGUAAAUGUGGGAUCGAUGCCACCACAUACCUCUCCUUCCAGCGGCAUCUCCUGGUCCUGCUCAUGCUGGUCUGUGUGCUCUCCGUGGCUGUUAUCCUGCCCGUCAACUUCUCGGGAGAUCUCUUGGGAAACAAUCCCACCCACUUUGGGCGGACAACCAUCGCCAACAUCCCAACACAGGACCGUCUCCUGUGGCUACACAGUAUCUUCGCCCUCAUCUAUUUCAUCCUCACCAUCCUCUGCAUGGCUCAUCACUCUGUCCAUCUUGAAUACCGGGAGAACGAGAAGGUCGCCCGGACACUGAUGGUCACGCGGAUUCCCAAGGAGAUAACAGACCCUUCCCUGAUCAUCAAGCAUUUCCAUGAGGCCUACCCCAGCUGCACCGUCACCAAUGUCCAGUUCUGCUUCGACGUGCGCAAGCUGAUGAAGCUGGAUGCAGAGAGGCGCAAGGCAAUGAAGGGGCGACUUUACUUCACCACCAAGGCACAGAAAGAGGGGAAGAUCAUGAUCAAAACCCAUCCUUGUGCCCGCAUCUUCUGCUGUCGCAUCUGUGGCUUUGAGCAGGUGGAUGCUGAGCAGUACUAUGGGGAGCUGGAGGAGAAACUCACAGAUGAGUUCAACGCUGAGCGCAAUCGCAUCACGCUCAAGCGGCUCGACAUGGCCUUCGUCACCUUCCAGGAUGAGAGGAUGACGGCUGUGAUUUUGAAGGACUACAGUCACAUCCGCUGUCGUAAGCACCCUCAGCAAUCCUCCGUGACUACAGUGGUCAAGUCACACCGCUGGGGUGUUCGCUAUGCCCCUGCACCCAGCGAUAUCAUCUGGGAGAAUUUAUCGGUCCGUGGCACAUCAUGGUGGGUGCGAUUUAUCCUCCUUAACAUCUGCCUCUUCAUUCUCCUCUUCUUCCUUACCACACCGGCCAUCAUCGUCAACACCAUGGACAUGUUCAAUGUCACACGGCCCGUGGAGAGCCUCAAGAACCCCAUCAUCACCCAGUUCUUCCCUACGCUGCUGCUCUGGGCCUUCUCCGUCUUCCUGCCCUUCAUCGUCUACUACUCUGCAUUCUUCGAAUCACACUGGACGAGGUCAAGUGAAAAUCAACUCACAAUGCACAAGUGUUUCUUUUUCCUGGUGUUUAUGGUCAUCAUCCUGCCUUCACUGGGGCUGACCAGUUUGGAUCUUUUCUUCCGCUGGCUCUUUGACAUGCACUUUCUGGAUGAGGCUGAUAUCAAGUUCCAGUGCGUUUUCCUCCCUGAUAAUGGCGCUUUCUUUGUCAACUACAUCAUCACCUCCAGCCUGACUGGGACGGCCAUGGAGCUGCUGCGCAUCCCUGGCCUCCUUGUCUACACCACCCGGCUCUGCUUUGCCAAGUCUGAGCCCGAGCGGCUCCACAUCAAGCGGAGCCAAGCCUACCAGUUCCAGUUUGGGCUGGAGUACGCCUGGACCUGCUGCAUCUUCUCAGUUGUUAUGACCUACAGCAUCACAUGCCCCAUCAUUGUCCCCUUUGGUUUACUCUACAUGCUGCUGAAGCACAUGGUCGACCGGUACAACAUCUACUAUGUGUACAUCCCCACGAAGCUGAACCAGCGCCUCCAUGUAGCUGCCAUCAGCCAGGUUGUGGUGGCCCCCAUCCUCUGCAUGUUCUGGCUGCUCUUCUUCUCCGUCUUGCGCCUCGGUCCCACUCGCCCUGUUACCCUCUUCACCUUCGUGGUCCUUCUCUCUUGCAUCUUCUUCUCCUUCUUUGGCCUCUGCCUGAAGAAGCUGCAGCCACGGAAACCUUCCAGCUACCAGAUGUCCGACCAGUCUGACAGCACCUUCAACGACACGGAGCGAAGCAGUGUCUCCUCCACCCCCAACUCCAACCUCUUUGUGGCCACAGUCCUGCAGGAGCCUGAGCUGACCCUGACGCCAGCGGCCUCCCCGGCGCACCAGUCCUACGGGACCAUGGGCAACCACCUGGAGCCAGCGGAGGACGGGGAGGAGGGUUGUCUGCAGAGCUUCGAGACGGAGCUGGAAGCGGUGGAGGGCGAGUACAGGACCGGGCCGGUGAUGGAAAGCCAGGCCCGUUACCAAUGAGCAUCCCCGCCGCCGUGGCGAGUUCCGGCAAUGCCUGAGAGCAGAGGAUGUGCGGAGAGGGCAGAAAGGAGUCUUCCCCACCAGCCCAGGCUCCCAUGCCAACCCUGCUGCUGCCUGGUGGGCACCAGCACCUGUGGGGCCAGUGCCUGCCUGCCUGCCCCAGCUUGCCAACGGGCCCACGCACGGGUGGUACCAGGGGCCUAGGGCCGGAGGGCAGCAGGACUGAUGGGCAGGAGAGCGCCUCAUCUCGCCCCAUCCCAGGCACCCGCGCAAGGCAGCAGGAGCCCAUGCACCCCUGCCCUGCAGCCCACCUCCAUGGCUCCCUGCCUCUGUUGGGGAUGGGGCUCAAUGGCCCCGAGCCCUCCUUGCCCCUUCCUUCCUUCCUCCAGCCCUGCGUGGAGCAGAGGGGUGCAGCAGUGGGGGGAGAGGGUCUCUCCUAAAGGCCAUGCUUUGAGGGAAGGAGGAAGGCUGGGUCCCUGGCCAGGAGGGAGAGAUGGCCUAGACAGCUCAGAUGAAUGCGUCCAAUGGAGAAGCACAGCCCUGCAGGACCCCGGUGCUGCCGGAGCCGGCCGCGCUCAGGUGCAGCUGCCAAACCUUCGCUUCCCACUGUGCCCACUUGCUGCUGUCGCUGCCCUCGGCAGCUCGCCGCUGCCCUUUGGCACCCACUGCAGCCAGUUCCUGCCUACCCACGCGCCAGCUCAGGAGUGCAUCCCCCAUGCUGCCUGUGAGCUGCACCAAGGCUUUGCCAAUUAUAAACGGGGGCUUCUGAGACACUUGUGCUUUUGACUGGAUGAGCGCACAGGGUUGAACCCUGGGCCCACACAGGGUUGGGUUAUCUCUGGCCCGGUCUUCCUGAGCACCAGCGUCCCUUGCUCAAGUCAGACAUGAAGCCAUAAUCCCAGCUCCUCAAAGGCACAGAGACCCCCACACUGCUGCAGCAGCAAGGCACUAAUGAUGUCCACAGCGUUGGUCUUGUCCACAGUGAGCAACUUGCUUACCCUGCCAUCCUUCCCUUCCCUUCCCUUCCCAUCCCAUCUCAUCCCUCUGCAGCUGGAAAGUGCUUGUGCUUUUGAGCCAAGUGUUUGGAGAGAUGGGUAAGGUCAAGGGAAGCAUGUGUUCAAUUACCAUGACAGCUACAGCCUUUCCUCCUUAGCACCCAUCGUCCUGCUGCCCCCUCGCAGCAGCCCCCUGCAUGGUGGUGCUCUCCCCAGGGCUGCUGCAGGACCCCAUGUGGCUCCAUCCCACUGCCAGAGAAAGGGGGGCUGGUGGGACCCCCACCUCCAGAUCCUGGGUCCUGUCUCAGCACCGCAUCCUGCCCUUGCUCCUGGCUGUACCUGGGAGGCUCUUCCACAACCAUCACCUCCUCUCAAGUGUAAAUCCUGGCAGGGCCAGCAUGCAUGUGCCUGUUGUUGCCUGCAUGGGGUCCUUGAGGAUUUCUGACUCUUCCUCAGCAGCAGCGUAGGUCCUUUCAGGGGCCAGGGAGCCUUGUCCUAUUCAGCCUCUCUUCUGCAAGUGCACCUGAGUGCUUCUAGUUAUGUGCUCAGCCUUUGUUUGGCCUCAAGUUGAUUUUUCUGCUUUUUCUGAUGCAGUAUUGCAUCAGGGCAGUUUGUGAGCAGAGCCGUGCUGGUUCAGGAGUGUGGGGGUGUUGGCUGCUGAGCUCACAAGCUGAUGAGCCAGCUGCUUGAGGCGAGUUUGGCUUCUCGUGAGCUGGAUGGUCAGUGCCACUGGACCCCAAGCUCCCAGGGUUUCCCCUUCUUCCAGCCUUCCUAGCCCAGACGUGGAUGCAGCUGCAGCUGUGAUGCUCUGUGUCCCCUGCAUCACUGCCCAGCGGAUGAGCUGAAAGGGAGCAUUUUGCAUUGCAUAACUGUUUCUGCCCCUUCCAGCUGGGCAUAUUCUCUCCUGAGAAGAAACUUGUGCUCAGUCCUUUCCAGCAUGCCCAGUCUCUCCCAUUCAGCCCAGUACCUGGUAAGCAAAGGCACCCCAAGCUGCUGCUUACUGACCUCGCCAUUGCUGAGCCCAGCCUCACAAUGUGAUCUCCUAACAACAGAGAAAUUGCAUUUGGUGGCAAGGACCAUCUCUGCUCCUCUGCUGACUUCAGAGCAAUAUUUCAGCCACUAUCAUCUCCCUCCCUGAGCCAUCCAGAGAGGCAAGGGACGCUCCUGCAGCCCCCUCUCACACUGAGGCAACCAGCAAGGGAAAUGCUGCAAUGCAAAGACAGGGGCUCAACCAUUGCAACUUGCAUAAAAAUUGGGACUAGGAGUAACUGCUUCUGCCCAUGCAAGCAGGCCGGCUCAGCAGGUUUGUGGCCCAGUACCUGGGAGGAUGGCAGUAGGAGGGACUAAGAUGCCAAACACCCCACGGAGACCCUACAGCCUCUGUGCUGUGCUAGGGGAGAUGCUGGCACUUCCGACAAGCUCAGACUCCUCUGCGAGGAGCUGCCCACGGCCACCAGUGGGAAAUGCAGAAGAAAGCACUGGAAAUCAUGUCCUUUUCCAAGAGCUGGACACUUUCCCUUGGAUGCAUCAACAUCUGCCUAGGCGCAGGGUGAUGCUUGGGCUCUUUGUCCCACAUCCACUGCAGUGACCUGGUGAAAUGCAGCACCCUCAGGCAAGACUGAGAGCUGAGCUGGUGCCUGUCGCAUCAGGCCAGAUGGCUCAUGACCUUGCCCAGGAUGUGGGUGAGCUAAACUUGGUCUUUUGCCUGUCCAGAAGACUUUGUAUUCGCUUUACACUGGUGGGGGAGCACCCUGUCCCCCACCCCCGGACCCUGGACACCAUGGGAGGCAGUUGCA
Messenger RNA from Struthio camelus australis, 10157 nucleotides. It is a transcript of the gene TMEM63C, whose product is annotated as transmembrane protein 63C. Gene Ontology annotation, cellular component: plasma membrane. Lineage: Eukaryota; Metazoa; Chordata; Aves; Struthioniformes; Struthionidae. Gene Ontology annotation, molecular function: calcium-activated cation channel activity. The record is from RefSeq and is a predicted model, not a curated record.